Molecule: messenger RNA, 1733 nt
Organism: Neodiprion virginianus
Lineage: Eukaryota; Metazoa; Arthropoda; Insecta; Hymenoptera; Diprionidae
Product: MAD2L1-binding protein-like
Exons: 3
Coding region: 662-1468 (268 amino acids)
Biological process (GO): regulation of exit from mitosis
Cellular component (GO): nucleus
Source: RefSeq, a predicted model, not a curated record
CGAGAAAGGGAGAUCACUAGAGUCUUUCUGGUAGUAUCUGGCAAGCGCGACUUCAUGAUGCGGCAAAGUAGCGCGCAUUUUGAAAAUAUACUGCGCGUAAGCGCAGGAAUUCACCAUUGGUUAGUUUACCAACUCUCGAAAGUUUGUAGUAAAAACGGGUUAAACGAUUCCGAAACUCCAUAGAAACUCCACGUAUUAUUCGGAUUAUUUCGAGUUAGUGCGAACGGUGCACUUAGCCAAUUCUCGAUGGGUGGACAACUGUGAUGGGGACGCUUCUGUUGCAGGAAGAGAGAGCACAUUGUCUAACUACGUUCCUCUCCCUCGCCCUCAUUGGGGGACAUUAUCGGGCGUUACGGCACUCUUUCAGCGCCGAUGCAUUCUCCAUGUGCAUACAUAUUAUUAUUUCAUUCCUCGACGUAUUCAAUAACAUGGGUAUAGUGGCUAUGUUUGACAGUUUCGAAUAUGUAUUAUCAUAGCGAAUAUAAGUUGUAUCAGUAUAAGACAUCUAUUCGAAUGUGUGCGUUGUGUGAUGAACACUGAUUUGUUACGUACUGGCAUCAUAUUGGACCGACGACUGAUUUCGGACUGAUUUACGAUUUACUAAGCCGUAGAUAACCCAUACACGACCUAGGUACACGACUGGUCGAAGUAAUUGACGAAAAUGCUGGGGCGAAAAAAAAUCGAGGAGUUAGAAGUGUGUGUGAAAUUGGACGAACCUUUAACUAGUGACUCGUGUUGCAAAUUAAUUUUGGAGCUGGUCAAAUAUCUGUUGUAUCAAAAGCAACAGAUUCCGGUGAGCUACGAGUAUUUACUGCGACUGGGAGCUUCGUCGGUAGGAGUCAACGACAGGAGUUUGGCAACGGCGAGAGCAACAUUGAGUUGCCUGGAGAAUAUUUCGGAACAUUUAAAUACCGAAUUAUGUUGCGAGAGUUCAGCGGUAAAGGAAAUCUUUAUAUCAAUGGGCGCGACAAUACUUGCUCCAAAAUUCUGCCUUCGAGUGAGCCUUCCCCCAGAAAUACUCAGUGGACAGUGCCAUUUCAAACAGCAGCAUUCCCCUCGUAAGCCGCUAUUGAACCUCAUGAGAUCCAUAACGGAGAGCGUAGAUUUUCAAGAGGCUAUGGCGUUGCCUUUGAUGCCCACGAAUACGUUUUUCCUCUUGCAAAAGAGAGAUUGCAACAAGGUGUCGGAAUUCUUUCUGCCUAAACCACGUUACGCGAUAACUAAUGCGACGGCAGGAAGUCGUUUACACCUAAAGCUGUCCCAUAAAAGUCAAGAAAUGCGGAAUUGCAAUUGCAAGAAUACAGUAAGCGUAUAUCGAGAUCGAGAUGCUUCGUAUUCGGAAUUGGCACCUAGUCAGAACACAGACGGACACCACAGUACUGAAAAAAUAUUUGAAGGGGGCCAAGACAGUAUUUACCAAUGGUAUCAGUCCAGAGACAUUAUCAAAGGCUUCAAGUUUUCUCGGUGAUGCAAUCAUUGUUUUUUGUUCACCCUUCUGGCAAAACUUUAUUGUUUAUUAUAUCAUCCAGGCUGAUAAAUGAUUAGCCGAUUAUUUAGUUCGUAUAAUUGAUGAAAUGGUUAUAACCUUGAGCAUCAGAUGUCGAUUUUUAUGGACAAUCGCUGAGCACUUUCUCAGUUGUGUAAUGUUUUAUAUCUAUUAAGCCGUAAUAUGUAAAUACGCAAUUGAAUAUAUCCAGUCUUGCUGCAAAUGAAUUUAAAAAGCCAAUCGAAAA